CCAUAUUUUACGAUCGUAUAUGGGACAUUCGAAGUGGCAACGUUUAUUUUAACAACUUUUGUGAGAUUUUAUCGUCCAGUUUUGCUCCAGUGUCGUGUUCAAAAUGAACAAAAGACCUUUGGAUAUGAAUGAAGAUGAAUGGAAGUUUAUGGAGAGGAAGAGAAAGCGAAAAAGCCGAUGGGCUGCUGUUGAUGAUGCUGAGAAAACAGUUAUUCCUGGAAUGCCGACCACAAUCCCAGCAAAUCUAUCAAAUGAGCAGGAGAGGCAGUAUUUGGUUCACCUUCAAAUUGAGGAGAUAAGUCGCAGACUGAGAACAGGAGAUCUGGGGAUACCACCUAACCCUGAAGACAGAUCUCCCUCACCAGAACCCAUCUAUAACAAUGAAGGGAAGCGACUCAACACUCGGGAGUACCGUACUCGCAAACGCCUGGAGGAGGAGCGUCACAGGCUUGUCACUGAAGCCUCCAACCUAAACACAGAGUACAAACCUCCAGCUGAUUACAAGCCGCCAAUAAUCCGUGUGAAUGACAAAGUGAUGAUUCCACAGGAGGAACACCCAGACAUUAAUUUUGUGGGGCUGUUGAUAGGACCUAGGGGAAACACACUGAAGAACCUGGAGAAAGAGACUGGUGCCAAGAUCAUCAUCCGUGGUAAGGGCUCUGUGAAGGAAGGGAAGAUUGGGCGUAAGGAUGGCCAGCCCCUGCCAGGGGAGGAUGAGCCCCUCCAUGCCUAUGUUACAGCCAACAACCCAGAAAAUGUCAAGAAAGCGGUGGAAAAGAUCAAGGAGAUCAUUAAACAGGGUAUAGAAGUUCCUGAAGGUCAAAAUGACUUGCGGAGACAGCAGCUUAGAGAGCUGGCUUUGCUAAAUGGCACAUUGAGGGAAAAUGAUGGCCUGGCGAAAUUAAAGCAACUGCAAACUGCACAGACGAUUAUCACCAACACUAUAGUGUGCUCAGUGUGUGGAGGAACAGGUCAUUUGGCUCAGGAUUGUAAACAGAAGAGACCAGGUGACUCAUUCAGGUUACAGCAGGUACAGACUGCUGCUGACAAAGCCAAGAUGGAUAGUGAGUACAUGUCCCUGAUGGCUGAGUUAGGGGAGGGUCCCCCACCCUCACAGAAGAACGAGUCUCCGGCUUCUCAUCAGAAUCACAACCACUCACACCACACACCACAGCAGCACCAGUUCAACAGGCCUUCCUUUGGACAACAACAGCAGCCUCCUAUGGGUUUAACGCCCCCCUGGGCCCAGAACAGUCCACGGUUACCUACCAUGAUGGGUGGGCCUCCUAACACCUUCCAGCAGCCACCCCCUAACAACAUGGCCUCUCCCAUGCAGGGUAACAAUCAUCAGCCCAUGUUCACAUCAACCCCAGCCAGCAUUCCACCCUGGCAGCAGGGACUCAACUCUACACCCACACAACCAGUCUCCAGCUCACCGGCAAUGGGUGUUCAACCCCCACAGCUGCUGACUGCCCCACCCCCACCCCCUCCCAACAGUCAGGGGAUGACACCUACUUCUAGUCUACCAUGGUUACAGGCAUCCCAAGCUCAGUCUGCGAUGCCACCACCUCCAUCAUCCACAGCCAUGGCACCAUGGCAACAGAUGUCUGGUGUACCACCUCCACCACCUUCCAACAUUCCUCCAUGGCAACAGCAAGUUCCCCCACCUCCUAAUCAUCAGCAGUCAUGUAUGCCCAAUCCAGUGGCUCCUCCUCCACCACCCCCUAAUCAACAUGGGUACAGCCCCAUAGCUCCACCCCCACCACCACCACCUGCUAACUUCGACAUGGGCCAAAUGGUUGGUGGGAUAAACCCAAUGCUGAUAGCACCACCCCCUCCCCCGCCCAGCUGAAACUACUGCCACGCGUCAACCAGAUGGGGUGGUGUUUUAUCAUAGAGUUGUAGGGCUAUCUUCAGAAGGACUUACAUAUUACCCUGACCAUCAUCUUGUCAAGGUUUUAACUGUCAGAAUAUUCUUAUCUUGGAUUGACAGCUGUACACUUCCACUUCAAGUACAAAUGGAAUAGUAGCUGCUGAUUUUAGCGGAUAAUACGUUAUGUAUGUUUUAGUUGAUUUGUGGCAAUGAUUUAUGUACCAUUUAAUCAAAGCUGUAUACAUGGACACUUCCAGUACCUGAUGAUUAGCAUCUCAUUGACCUUAUACUUAUCAAAAUGGUUUUCAAAUUUACCCAGAGAUCGGGUUUUUAUUCUUAUUCUUAGUAUAUUUAUCACCACCAAGUAUAUAUAUGUGUGAAGUUAUCAGUAGGGGGGAUUGGAAGGCAGGUAAUUAUUCAUAAUAAGGUUUGUUUUUCUGUCUGUGUUCAAGUUUACUUAACCUUAAGAAUAAACUCACAUCCAGCAUCCUGUGGCAAUAAAUGUUUUGAGUUUAAAAAAUCUACACGUAUUGGUGGUUUCCUGCUAACAUUUCAGUAGGUAGCUUGAGUCAAAGUUAAAGGAUACCGCGUUAAAAUCACAUUUUAAUUCAUUUAUUGUGAAUUCCAUUUUGUUGAUGAUGUUUAAUUAAGAUGAGACAUUGUACAUAUAAAUAUAUCCAAGUUUUGUUUACUACAUCAGACUUUACAUUUGCAUUAUUGAGGUGCUCAGAAAUUGAUGUAGGAUGUGAAUCGUCAUUGAUAAAUAAAUGAAUGUUAAAAAAAGUGUG
Messenger RNA from Liolophura sinensis, 2661 nucleotides. RefSeq names its product splicing factor 1-like. Bases 104 to 1852 code for a protein of 582 amino acids. Gene Ontology annotation, biological process: regulation of mRNA splicing, via spliceosome. Gene Ontology annotation, cellular component: nucleus. Gene Ontology annotation, molecular function: mRNA binding; zinc ion binding. The transcript has 13 exons. Lineage: Eukaryota; Metazoa; Mollusca; Polyplacophora; Chitonida; Chitonidae. The record is from RefSeq and is a predicted model, not a curated record.